UCGUAUCUUGGCUUCCUAACAAUGGCGUUAAAAGCUUUAAAAAGCAGUCCUAAAGAAGGAGGAAGACGAGGACACAAGACUAAUUUCGAGCUGGCUGUUCCAGCGUCCGCAAUUUUGCGUCAAAUCAUUGGAAGUGGGAUGCUGGUCCUCCCAGAUGGGAAUGACACUCCAAUUUUGGGAAGAGUUGACGUUAAUUUACAUUUAGUUUUACUGUGUUUGAUAUUGUCGUAUUCUUUGCAGGGCUUCUAUAUUGUUGCAUACGCUGUCGGGAUCUACUAUCUUAAUUUGCUUCUUCUCUUUCUUACACCCUCUAUUGAUCCAGCACUUGAAGAUGACGAUGACGGUCCUGUACUUCCUUCAAAAUCGAAUGACGAAUUUCGUCCGUUUAUGCGUCGGCUUCCGGAAUUCAAAUGCUGGCACUCCGCUAUGAAAGCGACUUUGAUUGCCACAACGUGUACGUUUUUUGAAUUCUUCAACGUACCUGUGUUCUGGCCGAUACUUGUUAUGUACUUUAUAAUACUAUUCUUCUUGACAAUGAAGAGGCAGAUUAUGCACAUGAUAAAGUACAAAUACAUUCCAUUCACUGUUGGCAAACCUCGGAUGGCGGGCAAGGAGGACACUGGGAAGGUUGUCGUUGGCUAA
Messenger RNA from Angiostrongylus costaricensis, 642 nucleotides. The record is from the annotation of a GenBank genome assembly. Lineage: Eukaryota; Metazoa; Nematoda; Chromadorea; Rhabditida; Metastrongylidae.